Peromyscus eremicus (cactus mouse) is the source of this 3292-nucleotide messenger RNA. RefSeq names its product cell division cycle 27 (gene Cdc27). The transcript has 19 exons. Gene Ontology annotation, molecular function: protein binding. The record is from RefSeq and is a predicted model, not a curated record. Lineage: Eukaryota; Metazoa; Chordata; Mammalia; Rodentia; Cricetidae. The coding region runs from base 145 to 2622 and encodes 825 amino acids. Gene Ontology annotation, biological process: cell division.
GCUCGGAGGAGCUCGGCAACCACUCGGCCUCCCCCAUCCCCCGGUAACGGUCGCUGGUGAGUUUAAAUGAGCCGGGGCUGGCCGGGCCGGAGCCGCUACGGGGGGGGCCUGAGGCACUGCAGAAAGUGGGCCUGAGCCUCAAGGAUGACGGUGCUGCAGGAACCUGUCCAGGCUGCUAUAUGGCAAGCACUAAACCACUAUGCUUACCGAGACGCAGUUUUCCUCGCAGAACGACUGUACGCAGAAGUACAUUCAGAAGAAGCCUUGUUUUUACUGGCAACUUGUUACUACCGCUCAGGAAAGGCAUAUAAAGCAUAUAGACUCUUGAAAGGACACAGUUGUACCACCCCACAGUGUAAAUACCUGCUUGCAAAAUGUUGUGUUGACCUUAGCAAGCUUGCAGAAGGGGAACAAAUCUUAUCUGGUGGAGUGUUUAAUAAGCAAAAAAGCCAUGAUGAUAUUGUCACUGAGUUUGGUGAUUCAGCUUGCUUUACUCUUUCAUUGUUGGGACAUGUAUAUUGCAAGACAGACAGGCUUGCCAAAGGAUCAGAGUGUUACCAGAAGAGCCUUACUUUAAACCCUUUUCUCUGGUCUCCCUUUGAAUCAUUAUGUGAAAUAGGUGAAAAGCCAGAUCCUGACCAAACAUUUAAAUUGACGUCUAUACAGAAUUUUAGCAGCUGUCUGCCCAACACUUGUACAACUCUAGUAUCUAAUCACAGUUUAUCUCACAGACAGCCUGAGACAGUCCUCACAGAAACACCCCAGGACACAAUUGAACUAAACAGACUGAACUUAGAAUCUUCCAAUUCAAAGUACUCCUUGAAUACAGAUUCCUCCGUGUCUUACAUUGAUUCAGCUGUAAUUUCACCAGAUAAUGGCCCCCUUGGAAUGGGUACUUCCAUAUUGUCUAAACAGGUUCAAAAUAAACCAAAAACUGGUCGAAGUUUAUUAGGAGGACCAACUGCUCUUAGCCCAUUAACCCCAAGUUUUGGGAUUUUGCCAUUAGAAACCCCAAGUCCUGGAGAUGGAUCCUAUUUACAAAACUACACUAAUACACCUUCUGUAAUUGACGUGCCACCCACCGGAGCCCCUACCAAAAAGUCUGUUGCCAGAAUGGGCCAAACUGGAACAAAGUCUGUCUUCUCACAGAGUGGAAAUAGUCGAGAGGUCACUCCAAUUCUUGUCGCACAAACACAAAGUUCUGGCCCACAAACAAGUACAACACCUCAGGUAUUGAGUCCCACUAUCACAUCUCCCCCAAAUGCAUUGCCUCGAAGAAGUUCCCGCCUCUUCACUAGUGACAGCUCUACAACCAAGGAGAAUAGCAAAAAGUUAAAAAUGAAGUUUCCACCUAAAAUCCCAAACAGAAAAACAAAAAGUAAAACUAAUAAAGGAGGACUAACUCAACCCAACAUAAAUGAUAGUCUGGAAAUUACAAAGUUGGACUCUUCUAUCAUUUCAGAAGGGAAAAUAUCCACAAUCACACCUCAGCUCCAGGCAUUUAACCUCCAAAAAGCAGCCGCAGAAGGUUUGAUGAGUCUUCUUCGUGAGAUGGGAAAAGGUUAUUUAGCUUUGUGCUCAUACAACUGCAAAGAAGCUAUAAACAUUUUGAGCCACCUGCCUUCCCACCACUACAGUACUGGCUGGGUAUUGUGCCAGAUUGGACGGGCUUAUUUUGAACUUUCAGAAUACAUGCAGGCUGAAAGAAUAUUCUCAGAAGUUAGAAGGAUUGAGAAUUACAGAGUUGAAGGUAUGGAGAUCUACUCUACAACACUUUGGCAUCUUCAGAAAGAUGUUGCUCUUUCAGUUCUUUCAAAAGAUUUAACAGACAUGGAUAAGAAUUCACCAGAGGCCUGGUGUGCUGCGGGGAAUUGUUUCAGUCUGCAACGGGAACAUGAUAUUGCAAUUAAAUUCUUCCAAAGAGCUAUCCAGGUUGAUCCAAAUUAUGCUUAUGCCUAUACUCUAUUAGGACAUGAAUUUGUGUUAACUGAAGAGUUAGACAAAGCAUUAGCAUGUUUUCGAAAUGCUAUAAGAGUAAACCCCAGACAUUAUAAUGCAUGGUAUGGUUUAGGAAUGAUUUAUUACAAGCAGGAGAAAUUCAGCCUUGCAGAAAUGCACUUCCAGAAAGCACUUGAUAUCAACCCUCAGAGCUCAGUCUUACUUUGCCACAUUGGAGUAGUUCAGCAUGCACUCAAAAAAUCAGAAAAGGCUUUGGAUACCCUAAACAAAGCCAUUGUUAUCGAUCCCAAGAACCCUCUAUGCAAAUUUCACAGAGCCUCGGUUUUAUUUGCAAAUGAAAAAUACAAGUCUGCUUUACAAGAACUUGAAGAACUGAAACAGAUUGUCCCCAAAGAAUCCCUCGUUUACUUCUUAAUAGGAAAGGUUUACAAGAAGUUGGGUCAAACUCACCUCGCCUUGAUGAAUUUCUCUUGGGCUAUGGAUUUAGAUCCUAAAGGAGCCAAUAAUCAGAUUAAAGAGGCAAUUGACAAGCGCUACCUUCCAGAUGAUGAGGAGCCAAUAACCCAAGAGGAACAGAUCAUGGGAACAGAUGAAUCCCAGGAGAGCAGCAUGACAGAUGCAGAUGACACACAACUUCAUGCAGCUGAAAGUGAUGAGUUUUAACUUCUGGAACUGAGACUUUGACAGUUGGAUGUGUGGCUAGUGCUGACGUGUUUCUUGUCCCUCCGUAUACUGAGUCUUACUUCUUGAGCCAGCAUUGUCAUCCUCCAUCACUGAGCCUAACCCUGGUGUGCCACUCUCACUGGACCUGACUGCACACAGAAUGAAAGGCAGUGCAAUGUUGAGCUGCUACCGAGACUGGCUCUUUACCAGUAUGAAUGACGAUUGGGGGAAGGGUGGGAACUUUUUCUUUUUUUCUUUAGUCUCCCUUAGUUGGAAAGCUAUCAUGGAAGGAAGAGUUAUGUUUUAUCUUGAAGGAACCAUUAGAUAUGGAAAUGGUGAUGAACCAGAAUUUCUUGGUCAUUUUUUCAAAAUUCUGUUUUUUAUUUGGUUCUGUUCCUGAUAAACAGAGUGACUGACCUUCAUUUCUAGGUUCUUCGAGAAUGGUGUUAGCAAGUGCCAGAUGGAACAAUAAAAGACAUUGCCUAUAACAGAGUAAGUUCAUUGCCAAGGAACAUAGCUUACCUUAAACUGGGAGUGUCUCCUAUAAGCAAAUGUAAUGGGCCGAUUGGGACUCAUGUUAGGAGUCAAUAUCCCUCCAUACAGUGUACACUUAUUCUUGGCAAGAAUGCUUUAAUGUCUAACCAAGAAUUUUAAUUUAUUCAUCUUCAAA